GCCGCUUAGACAGGUUAUGAAAGGUAUGCCAUCACAAAAUUUGUCAGUAAAGGGAAUCUUGGAAAACGACUGGGAAGUGUUAGCGCCGCAUCAAGAUGAAUCUAUAAAACGACUAGGAAUGACCAUUCAGUUGGAGCAAGAAUCGUAUUUGACAGUGCAUCCCGAGAUAAAAUCGAUGAUGUCUUCUUUCGUCGCCAAAAUGAUUCAUUUGGGCAAGAGAAAGGAAAUAUUAAAAGAAGCUGCUGAGUAUUUUACAAGACCAGCUGAAGUUCUCGAUAAAGAAAUAAGAGAUUCGUUAGGUCUAUCAUCAAAUGCACCAUAUUUACAGAAGGAUAAAGUUGUUUUUCAAUACGAAGACAUAGAUUUGAAAAAUGAUUUAAAUAAAAUAUAUACCAAACAUAAUCCACCGAAAUUUGUUGAAACCCCUGAAGAAAGUAUCGGUCACUUAAACACAGAAUCUUCAUCGUUUAUAUCUAUUGUUACUUCCGCUACCACCGUACCUACACCAGAACCUGUCCCAACACCGGAACCAACAUUAUCGGAGACUAUGUUCGCACUUGUUUCGAAUACGGUUGACAAAGCUGUAUAUCAACAUGUCAACGAUGAUAUACUUCGUUACGAUACCGCUUACGUAGAACUUGUAAAGGCUGUUGAAGAAGCUAUGGAAAUACCGGUUAUAGAGAUUAGAGAAGACAUAGCAGAACUAUUUUACACGGCGUACAGUUUGUUCGAAUUUGAUAUUAUAGCAAAAGAAAAACUUGCCGCUGAAAGAGCGUGGGAAAAAAGAAUGAGAAAGAAAUUGAAGAGAACUUUACGUCGAAUGAAUAAUUUUAAAGGUUAUGAGACACCGCCAACACCUAAGAGUGAACCUUCUUCGCAUGAGAGUUACAAAUUACCCCCACCUCGCCCAUGCAUCUGUCAUCCCCAAUAUAAUUAUAACCGAUAUCCUAAGGAUCGUUUCGGAAUAUAUCAGCCAAUAUGUCCGUCGAAGUUUAGCGAAGGUAAUGCAACAGUAACUCCUGCGAUAUCGGUAGAAGAUCUGACUGAAACACAAGCGGAAGAGAAAUGCGACACGAAAUCAAUAAUGAGUAAAAAGUCUACCGUGUCUGGAAAAAGUGCAGUUGGCAAGAAGUGCGCUUUUAAUUAACAUAUUUGCAGA
This is a messenger RNA of Papilio machaon (common yellow swallowtail), 1159 nucleotides long. RefSeq lists its product as uncharacterized. The record is from RefSeq and is a predicted model, not a curated record. NCBI's taxonomy places the organism in Eukaryota, Metazoa, Arthropoda, Insecta, Lepidoptera, Papilionidae. The transcript is spliced from 7 exons. Bases 17 to 1147 code for a protein of 376 amino acids.